Molecule: messenger RNA, 312 nt
Organism: Blumeria graminis f. sp. triticale
Lineage: Eukaryota; Fungi; Ascomycota; Leotiomycetes; Helotiales; Erysiphaceae
Source: the annotation of a GenBank genome assembly
AUGACAGGACGUGGAAAAGGAGGCAAAGGGCUCGGAAAGGGUGGUGCGAAAAGACAUAGAAAAAUCCUACGGGACAAUAUUCAAGGAAUAACUAAACCUGCCAUACGCCGUCUGGCACGCAGAGGAGGCGUCAAGCGUAUUUCAGCUAUGAUAUAUGAAGAAACCCGUGGAGUCCUCAAAACUUUCCUCGAGGGGGUUAUUAGAGAUGCUGUGACUUACACUGAGCAUGCCAAGAGGAAGACAGUCACAAGUUUAGAUGUUGUCUACGCGCUAAAGAGGCAAGGGAGAACCCUAUACGGGUUUGGAGGUUAA